AUGACCUCCACUGUUGAAAUUGCAUCCUCUUUCAUUGAGGGAGCCCCACCGGGCGAACUCGCCGAUGUUGUUGCUGAUGUCCAAGCCCUGACCGAGGGUGACGAUAUUAUUCCCCAGCUCGUACCCGCAUUUGAACGAUACAACGAGAGCCAGUUGACGACGGUUAAAUUACCGGGAUCAAGCCAGGAGGUGAUUGUCAGUGAAUUCAAUAAGCUCGAGGGCAACCGCUACUUUGACUCGGAGAGCCAGACCUCGUUCGAGGUCGAUCACACUACACAGACUGCUUCUGCGGCGCAGUCAUCGCCCUUGGAAUCCCAGAAUGCCGACCUGAUUAAAUCCCUCCUCAAAUCCCUUAGCAUUCACGCCCAAGAGCAUUACUCCAGUUGUUCCUAUGGCGUCUAUCCUACUGAAAACGAUUCUUCUGUCGCCAUUCUCCUGGUCGCAAACCGAUACUCACCCAACAACUUCUGGUACUGCUCAAACACUCCCCGUGAAUUGGAUUUGAGAAAUAUUUUGCUAACCAUCAUGGAUCUGGUUAGGAACGGUCGAUUCCGCGCCAUCUAUCAAGUCCCCGUCUCCUCCUCUUCAACAACCGUGACUGGCAAGAUCCACGUUCAUGUGCACUACUAUGAGGACGGAAAUGUGGCUCUCAGCACCACCAAGCCGGUCAGCGUCUCGGUCCCAUCGGUCUCUGCUGAGUCAAUUAUGUCGCGCAUCGCUGCGGCCGAGCGCGACUACCAGGAGGAACUGAACCGGGCAUUCGUCAGCGUGGCCGAGGGAGCAUUCAAGGGACUGCGGAGACAACUGCCAAUCACCCGACAGAAGGUGGAGUGGGAGAAGGUCGGUGGUUAUCGUUUGGGACAGGAUAUCUCUGGCGGCAAAGGCCGGUAA
Messenger RNA from Penicillium verhagenii, 891 nucleotides. Its product is annotated as F-actin-capping protein subunit alpha. NCBI's taxonomy places the organism in Eukaryota, Fungi, Ascomycota, Eurotiomycetes, Eurotiales, Aspergillaceae. Gene Ontology annotation, cellular component: F-actin capping protein complex; actin cortical patch. Gene Ontology annotation, molecular function: actin filament binding. The transcript has 6 exons. The record is from RefSeq and is a predicted model, not a curated record. Gene Ontology annotation, biological process: actin cytoskeleton organization; barbed-end actin filament capping. The coding region runs from base 1 to 891 and encodes 296 amino acids.